This is a messenger RNA of Clonostachys rhizophaga, 1080 nucleotides long. The record is from the annotation of a GenBank genome assembly. Lineage: Eukaryota; Fungi; Ascomycota; Sordariomycetes; Hypocreales; Bionectriaceae.
AUGGCUGCCCCCCUGAACUUCAUCUACAACGUCGCCCCCAGCAGAGUGGUCUUUGGCCAGGGGAAGAUCCAGACGCUCCCCGACGAGCUGGCCCGGCAGGGAUUGAAAACUCCCCUCAUCCUGACGACGCCUCAGCAAAUCCAGCAUGGCGAGAAGGUCAAGGCCAUCCUGGGCGGCAUUGGCAAUCUCUUCACUGAAGCCACCAUGCACACCCCAACAAGCGUCACAGACACUGCCCUUGCCUUCACCAAAUCAGUCGACGCCGACUCAAUCAUCUCCAUUGGCGGCGGCAGCACCAUUGGGCUUGGCAAGGCCAUCAGCAUUCGCACUGGGCUCCCCCACAUCUGCAUCCCUACGACCUAUGCCGGCUCUGAGAUGACUCCAAUCUUGGGCGAGUCGGUGGACGGACUCAAGAAGACGCGCAGCGACCCCAAGAUCCUUCCGGGGACAGUGAUCUAUGAUGUCGAUUUGACCCUGAGCCUGCCACCCGGCAUGAGCGCCACGAGUGGGAUAAAUGCCAUUGCACAUUCCGUUGAGGCACAGUACGCGCAAAAUGCCAACCCCAUCAUCUCCCUGCUCGCCCUCGAGGGUGUCAAGGCCCUCGCCGGAGCUCUCCCCAUCAUCGUGGAGUCCCCAUCAGACGUAACUGCGCGCACUUCAGCUCAGUACGGAGCCUGGCUGUGCGGUUUAUGUCUCGGUUCAGUCGGCAUGUCAAUUCACCACAAGCUCUGCCAUACUCUUGGCGGGAGCUUUGGAUUGCCCCACGCAGAGACGCACACCAUCGUGCUCCCCCAUGCUCUUGCAUAUAAUGCACCGCGUAUCCCGGAAGUGAUGGAGAAGCUCGCCGAGGUGCUCCCGGAGAGCAAUGGCGAUGCGAUCCACGGGCUUAACGUGCUUCUUACGCGUCUCAAAGUGCAGCGGGGGUUGAAUCACUUUGGCUUCGAAGUGGAGGAUGUUGACAAGGCUGCUGACAUUGCUGUCAGCAACCCGUACUACAACCCACGCCCGAUCGAGCGGGAUCUGAUCCGGGAGCUGAUUAGGAGGACACAAGCUGGGGAAGAUGCUAGGGUAGAUCUGUAG